This is a messenger RNA of Seminavis robusta, 1446 nucleotides long. The record is from the annotation of a GenBank genome assembly. Lineage: Eukaryota; Bacillariophyta; Bacillariophyceae; Naviculales; Naviculaceae.
AGUUACCGUACUGAGGUGCUGGGUGUCGCCGUAAUGUUUGCUUCGAACGCUUAUUUUGUGGGAAGAGAUUUGCGAGUUGGCCGGAUGAAUCAGCGACCCAGUCACAUUAGAUAGAGUAUUUGGCGCAAAGCCUCAAUUUCUUUCGGCGGCAGUUGCGCUGAGUGUCACUCGCUGGAAGAGAGCUUUGAGACUCAGGUAGAUGUGGUAAGCAUUACUUUUGGUUUUUAUACUCAGAGUAAAACGUGACCUUAACCCUAUAUUUACCCGAACUACUCAUUUACAGCUUUCUUGCUGGUGGUCGGUGGCAAAUACAGAUGGAUCAUCAGUAUUGCGAGUGUGUGAUCCAGUGUUCAUGGUAGUAUAUAUCUCUGCUUCAUCCCCUGCAAUGCAAAAUCAUUUCACAGGGCAGAACAGAUAGAAGAAUCGAAUCGAAGGGACGACAAGAUACAGUAGAAGAUGGUGGGCCGAAAGAAACAAUCUACAGCUGCCAGGUGCACUGGGAAGUUGCUUCUUCUGCUCUUGAUGGUAAUGGCGCUCAAGUUGCAUUCGAACUCGUCAUUGAAAGGUCUCAGUCUUCGACAACUGCGGAAGGAGGAUCUGAACUCCAAUUUGGUGCUUCCUACUAUUCAGUUUCCGGCUCUGCCCGAUCGAUCGGUGGAGUACAAUCCCAAUCCAAUCCCGUUGAACGAAACUGUUGACAACAAGUCUUUCAAGUUUCCAGAGAGUGACAUUAUGCACCGGUACUUGGACGGACUAGAAGGGGUAGAAGUCGGUUCCGCGACACACAAUGGCUUUGGUUUGCACACUGUCAAUGUCGACUUUACCUUUGAGCCGACUCUGUACCAAAAGGAACAGAUCGACUUUGUAGGGCAGUACCGUCGAGUAGAUGUCAAGGCAUCGGCCGAUCGUCUGCCUUGGGCCGACGGAGUGGUCGACUUUGUCCUUUCGUCGCAUGUCAUUGAACACUUUCAUGAUCCCAUCAAAGUCGUUUGCGAAUGGCUGCGCGUUGUUCGGGUUGGCGGAUACGUCGCCAUUAUCGCUCCUCACAAGGAGCGAACCUUUGACAAGGACCGAGAACGUACGCCGUGGGAAGAAAUUCGCCUUCGACACUAUCGGUUCGAGUCUGGUGAACUUGUAGAUGCUGCCUUUGAUAGUCUUCAGCAUUGGUGUGUAUGGAUCACGGACGACUUUUUGGAAAUCGCCAAACACAUGCAUUGGAAGGUUGUGGAGUGGCAGGAUGCCGAUGACAAGGUGGGCAAUGGCUUUACAAUUAUUAUGCAAAAGACACCUAGCUCUUUGAGGAAUUGCCCGGUACAGAGACAAGGGGACAAGCUAUAAGGAGAAAAGCAACCGUGGGACAUGUUGGCUGGCUUCCUGGAUUUUUCUUAGGUAGUUUUGUACAUGUACAUGUAUGAUAACUCAUUGAGUAUUUUGAAUUGGCCAGUU